This is a messenger RNA of Aspergillus bombycis, 1185 nucleotides long. Its product is annotated as O-methyltransferase. NCBI's taxonomy places the organism in Eukaryota, Fungi, Ascomycota, Eurotiomycetes, Eurotiales, Aspergillaceae. The transcript is spliced from 6 exons. The record is from RefSeq and is a predicted model, not a curated record. The coding region runs from base 1 to 1185 and encodes 394 amino acids. Gene Ontology annotation, molecular function: O-methyltransferase activity.
AUGGCAGUAUCUAGGGAACUCGCGGAAGUUCAGAGGCUUGUAGCAGCUGAGGCAGCUGGCGACAAAAAUGCACAUGGCGAACUUUUGGGAGCAAUUCGCGCGUUGCAGCUAGCAGUGGAAACACCAGUAGAGACGACCUCACGGUUCAACUUCCAGAUUAUGCAGAACAUAUCAAUACGCGUCGCCAUCGAGAAACAAUUUCUUCAUCUUCUCGCAGCCCGAGAUGGCGCGCCUAUCACAGCGUCCGAGAUCGCAAGCAAGACUGGAGAGAACCUUUUGCUUAUAGUGCGUGUCAUGCGUGUUCUGACAGCUGUUGGUCUAUGUGAUGAGGUGCGUAACGAGACCUACGCUGCCAAUGAAAAAACACACUUCAAGGUUUUGCCCGGAUCUAUAGCUGCCGAAAAGCAUCAUUUUGAUUUGGACUUCGGAAUGGGUGGGAGGCUUGUCGAGUACAUGCGAGGCCCGGGCAUCCAGCAAUUUGCCGACGAGCCGGGGGCAACUACCUUAUUCAAAUAUGCCCAUGGUACCGAUGUCAUCUUCGGGCUAUUGGAGAAGAACCCGGAGCAGAAGCAGGCAUUCGAUGACUACAUGGCAUCGCGUCGAGUGGCCAAUUUGCCCCAAUGGUUCGAAAUCUAUCCCGCUGCGGAGAAGUUCGCCGAUGCCCGCCAUGACCCCAAUGCGAGCUUGAUGGUUGAUGUUGGUGGAGGGCCCGGUCAGGAGUUGAUCCGAUUCAAGGAGAGAUGUCCGGACAUUCCAGGUCGCUUAGUGCUUCAGGACCUGCCCUUGACGCUUCGACGCAUUGAUAAGUUGCCUGCGGGCAUUGAAGCGAUGGAAUACGACUUCUUCACACCACAGCCGGUGAAAGGAGCUCGUGCAUACUUCCUUCGCGAUGUGCUGCACAACUGGUCUGAUGCCAAGAGCGCCCAAAUUCUCUCACGAAUUGUUGAAGCCAUGGAUCCUGAGUAUUCUACCUUGUUGAUCGAUGAUUACGUCCUGCCCGACACUGGGGCGGAGCUCAGGGCUGCAGAAAUGGACAUCCUCAUGUGGCUCCACACUGCCGGGUUGGAACGUACGGUGUCUCAGUGGAAGAACCUUUUCGGUAUCGUUGGCCUUGAAUUAGUGAAAAUCUGGCACUCUGCCAGGGGAAAUGAGUCGGUCUUGGAGACACGGGUCCAGCGGAACUAA